AACGCAGCCAGACAGAGCUGCGGGCUCACUGCGGGACGAAGGUGGGCGGUCGAGACGGGACGGGACGGGACAGCCCAGCCCAGCCCACAGCGACGCAGCGGCUCGGGGCUGCGGGAAGGGCUGAGAGCCCGGCCGGAGGGCAGGAGGACCAUGAUCGGCUGCAGGUCCUUGGAUCGUCCGCAGAAGGACGGAGACGGCAAGAAACUCGCUCUGAAAGCCUUCCAGAAAGUUGGACUGCAUGAAGAUGAUGAUGUGAAAUACAUGCUGAGAGGCAGCAAGUUAAGGAAAGUAAAGUCCAGUAAGUGGAAGAAGGAUCGCCAGAUGAAACUACAGGAGGACGGGCUGUCCAUCUGGUAUGAGUCCAGGAAUAAGCCUCCUACAUUCUCGGUGAUGGAUAUCCAGGAUGUCCAAGAGGGACACCAGUCGGAGGUGAUGACCAAACACGGCAGCAGCUUCUCGGAGAAACGUUGCUUCACCAUUGUGUUCGCGGGCAGCAGGAGCAGCCUGGACCUGGUGGCGGCCUCGGAGGAGGAAGGCAGGCGGUGGGUGCAGGGGCUGAAGAAACUGACCAGAAGAGUGGCAACCAUGAGCCAGCAGGACAAAAUCGAACACUUGAUUCAUCAACACCUGCACAAGGCUGAUAAAAAUAAUGACAACAAGAUCAGCUUUAAGGAAAUGAAAAAUAUGCUGAAAAUGAUCAAUCUGAAAGUAAAUGAUGAUUAUGUCAACUUUCUCUUUCAGCAAUGUGACAAGUCCAAGACAAACAAACUAGAAGAACAUGAGAUCGAGGAGUUCUGCAAGCUCCUGAUGCAGCGGCCAGAAUUGGAACAAAUCUUCCAGCAUUUCUCAGGCAAGGAGCAAAGGCUGACCAUUGAUGGGCUGGAACUUUUCCUGAAAGAACAGAAGGAGAUGGUUACGAAGGAAAAUUGUUUGAACGUCAUGCAGAAAUAUGGACUUCAUGAUAACGGCAAACUGAACCAGGCCUUGACCCUAGAUGGCUUCAUGAUGUACUUGCUGUCUCCUGAAGGGAACAUUUUUAACCCCGACCAUGACCAGGUCUACCAGGACAUGACCCAACCACUCAGCCACUACUUCAUUUCAACCUCUCAUAACACCUAUCUGAUGGAAGACCAGCUGGGAGGACCAAGCAGUACUGAGGCGUACAUCAGAGCUCUGCUGAGGGGCUGUCGCUGUGUGGAAUUGGACUGCUGGGAGGGGCCGAACGGAGAGCCAAUCAUCUACCAUGGAUACACCCUCACCUCAAAAAUCCUCUUCAAGAGCGUCAUCACAACGAUCCGGGAUUACGCCUUCACGGUCUCUCCGUAUCCUGUCAUCCUGUCCCUGGAGAACCACUGUGGCAAGGAGCAGCAGGCAGUCAUGGCCCGGCACUUGAAGGGAAUCCUCGGCGACAUGCUGGUCACGGCCACGAUCGAUGGUAAAGAUCCAAAGGAGCUUCCCUCACCUGAGGAACUCAAGCGGAAGAUUCUGAUAAAGGGGAAGAAGCUGAGGAACUCUGGGCCCACUGCAGUGCCGCAGGACGAAGCAGCAGACGACUGCGAAGAAGAGAAUGUGAAAAACGAAAAGAAAAACAAGAAGAAACUCACGAGGGAGCUGUCGGAUCUGGUGAUUUAUUGCCAGAGUACCCAUUUCCAGAGCUUUGAGCAGACCUGGAGUCGGCAAACUUGUCACGAGACAUCCUCCUUCUCCGAGACCAAGGCCAAGAGGUUGAUUGCUGAAAAUGGGUUCAGUUUUGUCACUCACAACACCUUGCAGCUGUCCAAGGUCUACCCGCUGGGUUCCCGAGUCGAUUCUUCCAACUUCAACCCUCAGGAGAUGUGGAAUGGCGGCUGUCAACUGGUGGCCCUGAAUUUCCAGAAGCCCGGAAUGGAGAUGGAUCUAAACAAGGGGAAGUUUCGACAGAACGGUCGGUCGGGCUACAUCCUGAAGCCCAGCUUCAUGAGGAACAGGAGCAUUCAGUUUGACCCCUCACGGCCCACGGAAGGGUCAGGCCUCGACAGGAAGCAGCUGAUCAUCGACGUUAUUACAGCUCAGCAGCUCCCUAAAGUGAAUAAGGACAAAAAGAACUCCAUAGUGGACCCCCUGGUGCGUGUGGAAGUGCACGGUGUGCCUGAAGAUAACGCCACAAAGAGGACAAGACACAUUGAAAAUAACGGUUUUAACCCGAUGUGGAAUGAAACGCUCCAGUUUACAAUCAGCGUUCCCGAGCUGGCGCUAAUCCGAUUCCUGGUCGAAGAUUACGACUCGUCUUCCAGCAACGACUUCAUUGGGCAGUUCACAGUCCCGUUCACCAGUGUGAAAGAAGGUUACCGCCACAUCCACCUGCUGGCCAGGGACUCCGCGCCCCUCUCACCCGCCACUCUCUUUGUCCGCGUCAGGAUUAAGAGCGUAUAGUGUGGAACGCGCUGAAAGACGGACUGAAUGAAGGAACUGGUGCAGAUGUGCCAGGCGCUGGGCAGUGGAGGCUGCAAUCAAAAUGACGGGACCUUCUGACAAUGUAUACAGUGAUAGAGUCCGUAUUGUAACACAGUAACGCAGGGGAGAGGCUUUAAACUAGAGGUACGUUGAUAGGUCAGAACAGCGAGUGGACCUGGUUCUGUUUGCAUGGGUGGUGCAGACUUUGAAAGCUCUCCCAUGUCCGAGAAUGUACUGGCUGAAGGGUGGGUGAGUAACGCCAAGCGUUUCGUUGCAUUUCCCAAAGCAACCUCCCCCAUUUCACAUCUCUCCAGAAGUUUGAUCAGAACGUCUCUCCGUGAGUUGUUCCCGUGGGUCAGAUGCAGGAAUCCCAGAUCAGAUCCCAGCUGCUCCAGGCGUGACCACUGGCAGUACUCCCUGCAGUACCACCGAUCUCAUCCUCGCCUUGUGACUAUCCUGGUCCCAGCAACCAACCCCACCCCCUGCCCUUUACUGAUCGCUCUUCUCCUUCCCCCAGGUCUGGCCAUGUGAUUGCAUUGGGCUUGGCUCACAAACAAACCCCCCCCCCCCAUCGGUGACCCUCUACCCACCCUCACCUAAAGGCUGCCAAUCUCCAGCCAGCUGAGCGCCCUGCCCCCUCAAUGUAUCUGCACUGUGUAAUGAAUUGACCUGUACGAUCGGUAUGCAAGACCUCAGUACAAGUGACAAUAAUAAGUCAAUACCAAUACUAUCCUGUCCCCCACCCUGCCUCACUGUCACUGCAGGGGAACAACUACCUGUGUGCAGGAUACGAUGUGGUCAGGGAAUGUUUGGAGUGUUUGACCAUUGGGGCUGGUUGUGAGUUGGGGAUAUUUGCCAAGGUAGAACCUGGAGAGAUGUGGGGCUCAAAGAUCAGCAGAGAGCAAGGAUUCUCAGUGAGGGCCCCUUCUGAUCCCAAGGGUUGAUGUGAAGGUUUCAAGGCAUCUGCCAAAUACAUCAGCCCCAGUGUGUUGGGUAAGGCUCUGCCCCCACUGCAGCCUCAUCAUUCCCACAUGUGGGCCUCCCUGUUGGUCCAUCUCCAGCCAUGCUGUCUCCUGAAAAGCCUGAUCCUGUUUCACUAACGUGCUCCAGGGACAUCCCCCUCUUGCCUUCCCUAUCCAGAGGUCUCCAGCUUUCCAUUGGCUGGUAGCUGUCACCUCAGAUCAUGGAUCGGGAGUCACAGAGCAACCAUUUCCAGGAAACUUCUCAAUUCCCUCUCCCGUGUAACCCACCAUACUGUCUCUUUCUGUGAAAAGUUUGCUUAACUUUCCUUCUUCCUCCUAAUUCCCUAAUUUUAUUCUACAUCUUCUGAGAUAGAAAGGGAAGAGUUUUCAAUUCACUUCUCAACGUAAGAAAUCCAAACCUGGAUCUCUCUGGUAUUUCCUCAAAGGACCAUGUUUACUUUCCUGAAGUUUUCCUUGGAGUGGAAGCUCGUGAUGUUAGAUUGACCUUUGUUGCCAGCGGUGUACCUCCUCAAAGGGCAGUGACCAUCCUCCCAUAACUAGGUACUCAGGCUUUGAAAUCUUCUGCUGGGACCCACAAUCUCUUUGGCUUCAAGGCAUAGACUUAAACCAUGGCAAGUGGAUGCCUGUCCUUCCUCUCCCAGACAUCCCUGAACCUGGGCCCAGUAACUGGAAAAUGUAACCAGAAUGAUAUCCAACAGGAUGAUAGAAGACCCAGUGGUAGUGACUGGGCUUUAAUUUGCUUGAAAAUGGAAACUUUACAGCUGAUUUAGUGGUGGUGUUUAAUAUGAUUAAGGGACUUGAUGUGUCGGCACAAUUCAGAAGGAGGCCAUUCUGCCCAUUAAGCCCAUACAAGCUAUUUGUAAGAACAAUCCAGUCAGUCCCUAUCCCCAGCUCUUCUUCCUUUGAGAACACCUUUAAUUCCUUUUUGAAAGCCGUGAUUGGAUCUACUUCAGCCACUCUCUCAGGUUGUAUACUUCAGACCAUGACCACUCACCGCGUGGAAAUAUUUCCCUCAGCUCAUCUUUGGUCCUUUUGCCAGUGACACAGAGAAACUAUUUCUCAGGAUGGACUAAAUUCAGAACAAGGGGAACACCUUGAAAUGGGAGCGGAGCCAUUUAGGGGUGAUAAUGGGAAGCCCCUCUUUGCCCAAAAUGUGGAACUCCCUCCUCCCAAAGCUCUUGUGGCUGGGAGUCAAUUGAAAAUGCCAAAACCAUAAUUGGUAGACGUCGUUAGGUAAGGGUUAUUAAGGAAUGUGGAGGAAAGCUGGGGGAGGUAGUGGUCUCCUUUUGUUCCCCUGGACAGCCUCGGGAGCAGAACAUGGCAGGCAUGGUAGAAAGCUGGGGUUUCUGUUGGAGGGGAGAGCUGCCUCAUGGUUCAGGUGAGUUAAUGGGCCUUCUGACACACAAAGCUGUUGGUUAAUCCCCGAAGGAGCAGAUAUUGGGGCACAUGGCGGGAAGUAGUGUUCCCGGAGCUGGGGACAUGGUAAGUGGCUCUGGUUCAACAAACCCCUACUGGAAAGUAUAGUGAAGGGAGGACAGGACACCAAUCAGCAAGGAUCAAAUAUCCAAGGUCACUCCAUAGAACCAUAGAACAAUACAGCCCAAUACCGGCCCUUCGGCCCAAUACAGGCCCUUCGGCUCUAGAGGAUGGUCACUGUGGCUUUGUACAUGACAGGGAAACACAAAGAAGCAUGUGAAGAAAGUGCUGAGGAAAUGACGAAAAACAUUGAUUGAUUAAAGCAAGAAAAUAUUACUGUAAAUAAUACGAGCAGCGUUGGACUGUGCACGGCAGUCUGGAAUGCAGUACUGUUCUUUGUAAAAUAAAUGAUCAUUAACCAGA
Molecule: messenger RNA, 5255 nt
Organism: Pristis pectinata (smalltooth sawfish)
Lineage: Eukaryota; Metazoa; Chordata; Chondrichthyes; Rhinopristiformes; Pristidae
Product: 1-phosphatidylinositol 4,5-bisphosphate phosphodiesterase delta-3-like
Exons: 15
Coding region: 151-2412 (753 amino acids)
Biological process (GO): lipid metabolic process; intracellular signal transduction
Molecular function (GO): phosphatidylinositol-4,5-bisphosphate phospholipase C activity; calcium ion binding
Source: RefSeq, a predicted model, not a curated record